Molecule: messenger RNA, 712 nt
Organism: Oncorhynchus kisutch (coho salmon)
Lineage: Eukaryota; Metazoa; Chordata; Actinopteri; Salmoniformes; Salmonidae
Product: Kv channel-interacting protein 2
Exons: 7
Coding region: 1-651 (216 amino acids)
Biological process (GO): regulation of potassium ion transmembrane transport
Cellular component (GO): voltage-gated potassium channel complex
Molecular function (GO): calcium ion binding; potassium channel regulator activity
Source: RefSeq, a predicted model, not a curated record
AUGGAACUGUGUGUGUGUGAGCAUAACCACCAUGCCUUCUCUCUCUCUUCCCCUCCUACAGACAGUGUAGUGGAGGAUGGAGAGUUAUCUACAGUGUGUUAUAGACCAGAGGGGUUGGACCAGCUACUACAACAGACUAAGUUCACCAGGAGAGAACUACAGAUCCUCUACAGGGGCUUCAAGAAUGAAUGCCCUAGUGGUGUGGUGGAUGAAGAGACAUUCAAGUUAAUCUACUCCCAGUUCUUUCCUCAGGGAGACUCCAGCACCUAUGCUCAUUUUCUGUUUGAAGCGUUUGACACCCACAAGAAUGGAACGGUGAGCUUCGAAGACUUCGUCACAGGCCUGUCAAUCAUCCUGAGAGGCUCUGUCACAGAGAAACUCAACUGGGCUUUUAACCUCUACGACCUCAACAAAGAUGGCUUCAUCACCAAAGAGGAGAUGACUGAUAUAAUGAGCUCUAUCUAUGACAUGAUGGGGACAUGUACGUACCCCUGUAUGCAGAACGACGCCCCCAAGGAGCAUGUCGACAACUUCUUCCAGAAAAUGGACAAGAACAAAGAUGGCGUGGUCACCAUUGAGGAGUUUCUGGAGUCUUGUCAAAAGGAUGAGAACAUCAUGCAGUCCAUGCAUCUGUUUGACAACGUCAUUUAGUGAUACUUCCUGUGGGUGUGGCCGAAAGGACAGGGUGCCCAUAUUUAGCCUCACAGCCUCC